AUGGCUUUCUCUGCAGUUUUCUCUCCUUCAUGCACCCCAAAAACACAGAGCAGCUUAUUGUCUUCAGCAAACUCUCCAUCUCUUUGCUCAACGACGUCGUUUCUGUCUCUACCCCAAGCAGGACGGAAAUUGCUCUCCCAGCCCCUGAGGCACAAAAGGGUUUCCCACAUCGAGGUUAACACCAAGAGGUCUUUUGGCAAAGUGAAGGCCUCAAAACAGAGCUUCGAGAACGUGGAAGUAUUCUCCAAGGAGCAUCUUGCUGUGACUUUGGCCCAUGAUGUUUCCGAACUCUCUAAGAAAUUUACAGAAGAGAGAGGGGCUUUCACCGUUGUUUUGUCUGGUGGAUCUUCUGUCAAGUACCUCAGGAAAUUAGCUGAAGAUCCAUAUGUUGGUUCUGUUGAUUGGUCUAAGUGGCAUGUUUUUUUAGCGGAUGAACGAGCCGUACCAAAGAAUCACCUGGAAAGUAACUACAAGCUCGUUCACGAUAGAUUUCUCUCCAGGGUGCGAAUUCCUGAUUCCAAUAUACAUGCCGUUGAUGAUACCCAACCAGCUGAUAAAGCAGCCGAAGCUUACGCGGAAACUGUGAGAAGCUUGGUUGAGAGCAGAGUGAUAGCUUCAUCAUCCACUGGGCUUCCAAAAUUUGACUUGAUGCUGCUGGAUAUGGGUCCUGAUGGCCACGUGGCUUCUCUGUUCUCAGGUCAUCCUCUUCUGCAGGAAAAUCAGAAAUGGGUUGCCUUCCUAAGGGACUCACCAAUUCCACCGGCAGAGAGAAUCACUUUUACGUUGCCUGUGAUUAAUGCUUCUUCCCGCAUAGCAAUUGUGGUCUCGGGGGCUGGGAAAGCAAACACAGUUGAGUCUGUAUUGGAAGAUGAUCAGAAAGGUUACAAGCUUCCUGUUGAAUUGGUAUCCCCUGUUGAUGGCCAAUUGAAGUGGUACUUGGACAAAGGUGCCGCUUCUAAGCUAUUUAACCUGCGCGUGUAGAGCAACUAUAUUAGUCUCUCUGGUUUUUAUGUGAAGCUCUGAUUAGCAGUGCCUUUGUCUGGCACCUCUCAGUUAAAUGUACAAGGGAAAGAUGGAAUGUAAAAGCCUAGUUCUUUGAGAUAUGAACUCGAACCAGUCUUACUAUAAA
Neltuma alba is the source of this 1129-nucleotide messenger RNA. RefSeq names its product probable 6-phosphogluconolactonase 4, chloroplastic. Lineage: Eukaryota; Viridiplantae; Streptophyta; Magnoliopsida; Fabales; Fabaceae. The coding region runs from base 1 to 981 and encodes 326 amino acids. Gene Ontology annotation, biological process: carbohydrate metabolic process; pentose-phosphate shunt. The transcript has 3 exons. Gene Ontology annotation, molecular function: 6-phosphogluconolactonase activity. The record is from RefSeq and is a predicted model, not a curated record.